UUUCUUAGCUUCCUCCGUCAAUCACACUUCAUCACACACCAAAUCGGAACUUGAAAACCAAAACAAACAGAAAAACCCUAAAACGCCGACGUUUCACAAUGCUUUCUUCUUCCCCAACUUUCUUCGCACCUCCAUUUCUCUCCUCCUCUUUUCCGCCGCUCUCACCACCGUCUCGAACUUCCCGGAUCUCGCCGUCUUUUUCUACGACCACCGCCUCUUCCUACACAUGCGCCGAGGAUCCGCCGAGACUGCGCCAGAUCCCGCAUCGAUUUCCGGCGACGGCGUCUCUCUACGAGAUCCUUGAAAUUCCCGUCGGCUCGACGAGCCAAGAGAUCAAAUCGGCGUACCGACGGUUAGCCAGGAUCUGCCAUCCCGACGUGGCCGAAACCGGUCGAAAUCCUUCAUCGGCGGACGAUUUCAUGAAGAUCCACGCCGCGUAUUGCACGCUUUCUGAUCCGGAGAAACGCGCCGUAUACGAUCGGAGGAUGCUUCGUCGAAGCCGGCCGUUAACCGUUGGUGGCUCUGGAUUCGGCAGUUACGGCGGAGGGAAUUGGGAAACUGAUCAGUGCUGGUAACGAGUUGACUCGGUGAUCGAAUUGGGACGAACCAGUGCAUUAAGUUUUUUUUGUUGUUGUUGUAAUUAGUGCAAAACCCAGAGAUUAGCUUAAUCGAUUGUAAAUGAUAAGUCUUGGUCAUUAGCUUAACGUUGUAUUAGUUGCUUGUGAUAAUCAGUGUGCUAAUAAUAUUUUCGCCGAUCAAUAUC
This is a messenger RNA of Eutrema salsugineum, 763 nucleotides long. Its product is annotated as chaperone protein dnaJ 11, chloroplastic. Lineage: Eukaryota; Viridiplantae; Streptophyta; Magnoliopsida; Brassicales; Brassicaceae. The record is from RefSeq and is a predicted model, not a curated record. The coding region runs from base 99 to 575 and encodes 158 amino acids. The transcript has a single exon.